This is a messenger RNA of Gigantopelta aegis, 4617 nucleotides long. RefSeq names its product cilia- and flagella-associated protein 58-like. Lineage: Eukaryota; Metazoa; Mollusca; Gastropoda; Neomphalida; Peltospiridae. Bases 88 to 2727 code for a protein of 879 amino acids. Gene Ontology annotation, cellular component: cytoskeleton. The transcript has 17 exons. The record is from RefSeq and is a predicted model, not a curated record.
AACGAUUUGUACAUAACGUGCCGUUUGUCAAAGGAUCGUGAAAGUAACCACUCUAGUAAUAGUGUUUUGCAUUAAAUUAAUGCAGACAUGGCGGAUUCGGAGAAGAAAGAAUCAAAGGACAAGACGUCUAUUGAUGAUAGCGCCUUUGAAGCUCUGGAAAAAGAUUUCCAAGAUGUUCUCCAGGAACUGAUGGGAGACAGGAGUUUGGAGAAAUUCCGAGCUGAAUAUGAGAAGCUGCACAAAGCACUGAAGAAAUCUCACGAGAGUGAGAAACGCUUGAUGCAGAAAUGUCGAGAGCUGAAUGCAGAAAUAGUUGCCAACUCAGCGAAGGUAUCGACAGCACUCAAACUUUCUCAGGAAGACCAGGGCACAAUAUCUUCUCUGAAAAAGGAGAUAGAAAAGGCGUGGAAGAUGGUGGAUGCUGCUCAUGAGAAGGAAACGAGAGCGAGAGAAACAAUCCAGUCCCUGAAGACGGAAAUCUCGAACCUGAGUAAACUGGUUGAACAGGGAGCAGGGCUCACGAUGGGCCAGGAACACAGUGUGAAUGAGCUGCUGAAGAUAAAGGAGGAACUUACAAAGGAACGUGAUGAGCAGCUGCAGGAGAUAACGAAGCUGAGAGAGCAGCUGGCGGAGACGGGCAACCAACUGGCCACGCUAGAGGAGGACAAGGCACAGGCCGAACAGACCAUUCUAGAGCUAAAUCAAGAUAUUCAGAUGCGUAACAAUGAGGCUCAGCGUGAGAUGCGGAAGAAGGACAAACUGGAGCGCGAGCUGAAGCAAACAAAGGCCGACCUUGACGCAAAGGCGUCCGACAUCAAGGCCAUGCAGACUCAGAUAGAACGAUACAAACAGGACAUACUCAAGCUGGAGCAACAAGUCAAGGAACAGAGGGUUUUCAAUGAGAGAUCGAUCAAAGACUCGGAGGUGAUGCACGCGAGAUUCACAAAGCUUACUCAAGAGUACGACCAGCAGCUGAUGUCUGCCGACGCUCUCGCCACAGAGAACCAGGCCAAGGUUCAGGAACUCAAGCAAAAAGAAGAAGAAGUGACGGCUCUCAAAGUAGAAACCCAAAGAUUAAACAAGACAAGGGAGAUAAUUCAGCGCAAGUUGCGACAGGCUGAGGAUGCUAAAGCUGACGUAGAACAACAGAGGGAGACAUUGAAGGGCCAGGUGCUGGGUCUGGAGCGAGAGCUUGAGGCUGCCAAGAAACAGGCUGAAAAUGACAAGAAGACUAUUGAUGACCUUAUUAGAGAACGAGACAUACUCAACAAGAAUCUGCUGAAGGCGGCAAGCGCAACUCAGAAGCAGCUGCACCUGGUGAAACUGCAUGAGCAGUCGAAGAAGAACCUGGAGCAGGAGAUCCAGAACUACAAGGAGGAGGCUCAGAAACAGCGCAAGAUCAUCUACCAGCUGGAGAAGGAGCGUGACCGCUACAUCAACGAGGCCUCUGACCUCACACAGAAGGUCUUGCAACACAUGGAGGAUGUCAAGGUGAGAGAGAUGCAGAUCUUCGACUACAAGAAGAAGAUUGCCGAGGCGGAGACGAAACUCAAACAACAACAGAAUCUGUACGAGGCCGUGCGCAGUGACCGGAACCUCUACAGCAAGAACCUCAUUGAGUCACAGGAUGAGAUCACAGAGAUGAAGCGUAAGCUGAAGAUUAUGAACCACCAGAUCGACCAGCUGAAGGAGGAGAUCCAGGCGAAGGAGGCGGCGCUGGUCAAGGAGCACCUGGAGCACCAGCGCGUGGAGAAGGAGAAGGAGACGUUGAAGGCUGAGCUGCAGAAGAUGAAGCAGCAGGCGGCCGAGAGCAAGGCAUACAUCGAGGCCCAGGAGACCGAGGAGCGCAAGCUGCUCAAGAUCAUCGCAGAGGCAGACGCAGAGAGGGUCCGCCAGAAGAAGGAACUUGAUCAGGUGAUCAGUGAGCGUGACAUCCUCGGCACGCAGCUGGUGCGGCGAAACGAUGAGCUGGCUCUCCUGUACGAGAAGAUAAAGAUCCAGCAGAGCGUGCUCAACAAGGGCGAGGUCCAGUACAAUCAGCGGCUUGAGGACAUCCGCGUCCUCAAACUCGAGAUCAAGAAACUGAGGCGCGAGAAAACCAUUCUACAGAAGAGUGUUGCUAACGUCGAAGAUCUUAGGCGAGAGGUGUACCACAUCCAGCGAGAGUUGCUGCGAGAGAGGACACGCUGUAAAGCCCUGGAGGAGGAGCUGGAGAAUCCAAUGAACAUUCAUCGGUGGAGGAAACUUGAGGGCAGUGACCCAAGCACGUACGAGAUGAUCCAAAAGAUCCACACACUGCAGAAACGACUCAUCCAGAAGACGGAGGAGGUGGUGGAGAAGGAGCUGCUCAUCCAGGAGAAGGAGAAACUCUACCUCGAGCUCAAACACAUCCUGGCACGCCAGCCCGGCCCCGAGGUCGCCGAGCAGCUGCAGAUCUACCAGGGAACUCUCAAAGACAAGUCAAAACAGAUGAAGGCGAUGGCAUCAGAGUUGAAUAUGUAUGAAUCCCAAGUGAGUGAGUAUAAAUAUGAGAUCGAGAGGAUAGCACGCGAGCUACAGGAAGUGAAAAAGAAGUACUUCAUGCAGAAAAAGAAAGAAAAUCAAGCUCGUGAACGUGAGCGAGCGCUGAUGCAGGCGGGAGUUCCAGCGAUACAACCACAGAGAGGAGAUGGCCAGCGGUUCACGGGCGGCGGUUUCAACCUGAAGACUACAAAGAGUGCAGCGUAACACCGGCUCCAACCAGGAACCUAGAACAUGAGCUCUGUAUUCUGUGAUAAAUUUACUGUGUUCACAUUCCGGCCGAGGUGUUACGGUAUCAACACCAGUUUAACAAAAGACCAAGUCUCAAGAUUCAAAUUUAGGAAAGUUUGGGGCCAAAAGCUCCUAAAGCUUUAGAAGACGGGACUUUUAAAGUGUUUCUAUUUGUUUGUGUUGUGGCGACAAUAAAAGAGUCCAUUAAUACAUUGGAUCAAAACCUUUGUGCAAAAUUAUAAGCUAGAGGGACAUUCAUAAUUAUCAACAUUUUCACGUGUACAAUCCAAACCAUAAGCAUGUUGGGAGAGGUGGCAGUGAUGUCAGUGUAUAUUUUUAAUACAAACACAAAAUGAGCAUUUUUUAUGUAAUACUAUCUAUUUAAGAGGGGAUCUGGAUUACAAAAAAAACAAAAAAAAACCCAACACUUGUAUGAUUUGUACAGUUGUGAAAAUGUUGAAUAUUUUAAUGGUCUCUAAGACUCAUGAAGUGGAUUUUGUUUUACUUUGUGUGAUCACAUACCCACAAUUCCUUAGAAUCUUAUGUUUAAAGACAUUAUUCAGCUAAUGGUCAGGAUUGUUCUGUUUAUUUCAUUUAAACUUACAAAAAUUAGGUUAAACAUUUGUUUUUAUUGAUUUUAACUCUCGAAUCCUUUAAUUUACGACUCUCACACGUUUGGUUUCGGUGUUCACCAAGUGAUAGUCCUUCAUCUGCUCACCUCAUGAUUUAAAUUUUACUUUCUGGUAACUGCAUAACUUUCAUGGACAUCUUAAAUGUGAUAUCAGGUUGUUUUUUCCUUUAAAUAUUGAUAAUAUAAAAGCUAAUGUGAUCAAGUGAUUAAGGUACUCACAUAAAUUAAUGAAAUAUGAAAAAUAAAUAGAACAUCUUUUUUUUAAUAGUCUAUAACUGAAAAAAGUUACAUACUGAUGCUAAGCUGGAUUUUUGAGCGUAAGUGAUGAAAUGUAAUGAAUUAGAAAGAACAUGGCCGACUUAUUGUUAUUGAUAUAAUAUUGGUUAAAAAUUAAUUUGACCAUGUCUUAAUAACAUUAAAUAAGAUGAGCUGUGAAAGUAGAGAAAUACUUCCAUUUUUGUUUAAGUUAAAGAUUUCAUACACAUUUAUUUUACUGUUUAUUUAAGGUAAUUAGAAUUUUUUUCUUUCUUUUUUAAACUAUCAAAAAUGUAAAUAGUGUGUAAAUUCAAAUUAAUGUACAUAUAAAUACCAAUUACUAUAUGAAAAAUGCUGAUUACUAUAAUAUAAGCAGCAGCUUUCUUCAUGAACUGACAUCCAGAAUCUGGAGUAGACCGCAUCUGAAAUGGACAGAUUUUAUGUUGUCGCAGAACUAUUUUUAAAUAAUGCUAUUUUGCAUAGCAAACUAGAAUAGUUGGAUGCUGGUUUGGACUGUCCACACAAUUUGUAAAUUCUGCUAUUUGUUUAUAAAACUGCUUCUAUGUCUUAGUUUCUCUCUCUCUCUCCCCCCCACCCCUCAUUUUUCCUGCAUCAGCCGUGUAUUAUUGCAUUUGGCCAAGGACAACCCUUGUGUUAAGUUUCUGUUCAAAUCUGUGUGGGCAUGGCCUCUUUUUUUUUUUUUGAAUGGAUUAGCAUCAAAUUACAAUUCACUUUUACCAGUUCAGUAACAAUGCUACUUUGGUUAUAAAUCAUUUUAUAAGCACCCGGCAUUUACUUUCUCUGCUGGUGUAUAUGGUACUGAAGGAAUAUUUUGUUUAAAAUUCACUAUAAUUUUACAAUUUUAAACAUGGGAAAAAUGUUAAAAAAUCACAUAUAUUGUUCACCAAUUCUUCCACAAUUCUUAUUUAUUUGAAAAUAUUUUAAGUUAUGUUGUUUUGUACAAUAAAGUGUAAUAUAAA